This is a messenger RNA of Pleuronectes platessa (European plaice), 2408 nucleotides long. RefSeq names its product leukocyte surface antigen CD53. Gene Ontology annotation, cellular component: membrane. NCBI's taxonomy places the organism in Eukaryota, Metazoa, Chordata, Actinopteri, Pleuronectiformes, Pleuronectidae. Bases 201 to 899 code for a protein of 232 amino acids. The record is from RefSeq and is a predicted model, not a curated record. The transcript is spliced from 8 exons.
UUGAUAGACGGAGCUCUAAGUUGUCUGUCCUCCUCCCUUUUAUUUCUCUUCCUCCUCAUACCUGUCUGUCGUCACUGAACACUGGGAAUGGUGGGGACAGCACCAAAAUACUGCCCACAGCAUGUGUCAUUGAAGUAUUGUAAGAUCCGGUGUGGUUAAGAUUCCAAAUCUCCUCUGACAGUGGAGGAUCAUCAGGGAAGAUGGAUCGCUCCUGUGUAAACUGCCUGAAGACUCUGUUGAUCGCUCUCCACUUUCUCUGCUGGCUGUGCGGUGCCUUCGUGGUGGCUUUCGGAGAAUACCAGAUGAUGAACUCCAGGUUCGCCUCCCUCGUCACCACCUUCUGGCCCAUCUACCCCGCCAACACUCUGGUGGUCACUGGCACCAUCGUUACGUGUGUGUGUUUUAUAGGCGUGCUGGGAGGCAUGAAGGAGAACCGCUGCAUGCUCAUCAGUUUUUUCUUCCUGCUGUUUCUUCUGCUGCUGGUGGAGCUGGCCAUGGCCUGUGUGUUCUUCGUCUAUAGCAGAGAGAUUGACUCAUACUUUGAGAGAGACCUGAUGCACAGCCUGGAGAUCUACAGACAGACCAGUCCAGAGGCAAACACGACCAUUAAAGAGGAUUUUGACGCUGUGCAGGACCUGUUUAAGUGCUGUGGAGUUCAUGGUGUGUCUGACUGGAAGGGGAAUAUCCCAACCUCCUGUUGUGUCAAGGACCCCUGCAGCAGCCCCAUCCAAAUCAACUGGCAAGAGGGUUGUCUCCUCAAAUUGAAGGACUGGUUUGCAAGAAACUAUCUGAACACAGCCGCUGGUGUUGUCACUAUGUUUAUCAUACAGUGUAUCUGUCUGUGUAUCACCAUCCCUGUCUUUUGCCGCUUCAGUCGACAUGGACUGGGUUACCAGUAAAAACAGGGAUUCAAUAAAUGAUAUCUGCAAUGUACAGUGACUUUCUGCAUGGUAACAUGUUGCUUUUCCCUGUAUAAACUUGACUAUAAACUUGUAUAAAACUAAAGUUAGCCAGCGGAAGAAACUGCUAUCUCUUCGACCAGGAAUAAAUCAAGAGGAUGGCUGCUCAUUAUCACUUUUAAUUAUGGCAUAUGAGGUGACAGACCAUCAAAUGUGAUAUGGAUAAUGUCGACACCUCAUCUCCCUGGUAUAUUGGACUUAAAUAAAAUGUUGAACAAACUAGAGGUAGAGAAAGUCUCCCCAAAAAAACCUUGAUCAUUAUUUUACCCUUAGUUAUUUGUAGGGUUUCCCCUGCAAGCCUCUCUCAACUAUCAGCCGAUUCAUACAAAAUAUUAAGGUUCUUUUCUGGAAAGUGUUAGACGCAACUCCCUGCUCCUGGGUCUGGGUGAGACUGUAAAUUGAAUAAUCAAUUUUCGUACCUUAUAUCCGGCCACUUUCCAGUGUUGACCCAGGAUGCAGUCUGCAGGCGUCCCUCUACCAGCCCCACGUUGGGUGCCAUAUGUUGAAGGGAGCUCUAAUGAAAAACACACAGAAGCAGUAUUGCAGUGGAAGGAUUCGUUUAUUAGAAUGUACUACAGCUUUGAUACUAUUUGAUAAACAAUACUGCCUCAAGUUCUGACAUGCUCGAGUGAAUGCUACAUUUCCUGUAACUGCUCAUUAGUGUGUAUGUGAGUGACUUUCUCAUUGUCAAGCCUAUUGUUUGUGCACCCCUGUAUGUAUGUAUGUCUUUUGUUCAUAUAGGGUUACAACUGAGGAUUGGUAUUUCCUUUGCUACAGCCAAGUUUGAUCAAAAGUACAGUUAUAUAACUGGUCAUAGAACACUGGUCAUUUAGACAUCAAGUUAAACCUAAUAACGUAAUUUGUUCUAGCAAUUGAAAAAUAAGUAAGUUAAACGUGAGUUUUUUUGACUCUGCACAAUUAACCACAAAUGAUGAUUCAGUCAUUUCUGUUUUUGUGAUAUUUCUUUUUGUGAAAGCAAGUCUUAUUUUUAGAACGCAUCAGUAGAGCUGAUCUUUAGCUUCCAAAGACGACUUCAUAGCUAAUGUCUGCCAUGGGGAGUGUUACAUGUAGUCUGCUGAGUCAAUGUUGUAAAAUAUGAACAACAUUGUCAUUCAGGGGCUUCUUUCUCAUGAAAGGUUGUUUUCCGCCAAAUGAGACAUAUAAUGUGAAAGCAGUGUUACAUUGUCUGGAGGUUUGCUGUGGUGGAUGGAAAGACAGCCAUUAAUUCAGCCCCUGCUGGAUGGCUGGCUACUGGUGUCUCUAUAGGAACUUUGUACGUAUGCUAACUCUGCCGAUGUAUACUUACCAAAUACUGAUGAAAUAUUGUUGGUGGUUAUGUAUGUGUUUGAUUGGGUUUUUAACAGUUUUUGGGCUGGAAACCGUGUAUCUGACAAAACGGUCUAAUUCUGGAAUAAAUUUCUAGCAUAGACAAUAAAUAUGCAUGGCUAA